Messenger RNA from Harmonia axyridis, 1586 nucleotides. RefSeq lists its product as uncharacterized. The record is from RefSeq and is a predicted model, not a curated record. NCBI's taxonomy places the organism in Eukaryota, Metazoa, Arthropoda, Insecta, Coleoptera, Coccinellidae. The transcript has 7 exons. The coding region runs from base 126 to 1097 and encodes 323 amino acids.
AAUUAUGAAAAACGUAACACUUCUAUUUUUUUAUUGUUGCAGUUUUAUCCCUAUUCACGUUGGUGAAAUUCGAUAGAGAAGAAUGUAUCGGUGCUUCUGGUAAUAGAGGCACAUGUUUGAGUUCUAUGGAAUGCUCUCAAAGAGGUGGAACUGCUGAUGGAACUUGUGCCGCUGGUUAUGGAACUUGCUGUGCAUUUCUGCAGUCUUGCGGUACUUUUGUGCGAGAAAAUCGUACGUUGUUUGUGAACAACAACUAUCCAGAUGCUUACGAUGGUAUAGGUACUUGUCAAAUAACCAUGCAAAAAAUUAAUUCAGACAUUUGUCAGUACAGAUUGGAUUUCGAUGAAUUCUUACUCGCGGGACCAGAAACUGAAAACCAUAUAUGUGAGAACGACCAACUUAUUAUAGCUGGAGCUCCUGGUUCUGUACCAAUAAUUUGUGGUAUGAACAGAGGAAACCACAUUUAUGUAGAUGCUGGAACUGAUCCCCAAAAUUCGAUGGUCCUGUCUGUGGUUACAAAUGGAGAAUCUUUCAAUAGGACUUGGAAAAUAAGGAUUAGUCAAAUUCCUUGCAGUUCUAAUUAUAAGGCUGAUGAAGGCUGUUUGCAAUAUUUUUCUUCGGUCAGUGGUCAGAUAACAUCUUUCAACUACGAUCCGACGGAAGGUCUUCAGUUGUCCAAUCAAAAUUACGGAAUCUGCAUCAGACAAGACAGGAACUUUUGCGGUGUUCAGUACACCCAGUGUCCAGAUCCAGAUAACGAUCCUAUACAAUCAUUCACUCUGAGUGGAAAUUCAAACUCGAACGUACCAGCUAUGGUAGGUAGCACAGGCAGUUCCAACUUCUGCCAGUCGGACUACCUCAUAAUACCAAUGGUGUCUAACGUCGGCAGACCUCCUUCUGGUCCUUCUGCUAACGUGGAUAGGAUUUGCGGAGGGAUCUUGAGCGCAGAUGUCACUCUUAUCCCGACAACUGUUAGAAGUGGUGUGAAACCCUUCCGUCUCUGGUUCCAUACAGACGGUGUAGAAGCACCAACAGACAGGGACAACAAGGGAUUCUGUCUCAACUACGUUCAACAGCCCUGCAUGAGCAGCAUUUAAAUAACCAUCAACGUCAGCAGGACUGUGUCACGGAUGACAUACGCGGCCUACUAUGAAAAAGCUCGGGAGUGAUUUCGUCGCUAAUUUAUGAUUUUUCUAGCGAGGGGUGAAUUUGGGUUUUUACGCUCUGUGACCGGUGAAACGACUUUGUUUGAUGUGCAGGAUGAUGUGAUGAUGAAGUUCACUUCAGGGUCGGUUUUGGUGCGUGAAAUAUGGAAUUGUGUUUUUUUUAUUAUGAUGAGAUUGGUUAGGUUUGAACUUGAAGAAGAUCUUCAAGAUACUUCAGAACAAGAUUCUUCAGAACUAUACAUGAUAACUUUUCUAUGAAAAUUUCUAUCUAUUAAUUUUCUUCAUUUGAUUAUUUUUCUUCGAAACUGAACCAAUGAGAUAUUACACGAAUUUUUCAAAUCUGUAUGUGUACUGUCAAAAAUCAGAUUAUAGAUCAUUUUUGUCAGUACAUUUUUAUUACAUUAUAUUAGAUUAUUAUGA